Anoplopoma fimbria (sablefish) is the source of this 3231-nucleotide messenger RNA. It is a transcript of the gene rhoab, whose product is annotated as ras homolog gene family, member Ab. Gene Ontology annotation, cellular component: cleavage furrow; dendritic spine. Gene Ontology annotation, molecular function: GTP binding; GTPase activity. Lineage: Eukaryota; Metazoa; Chordata; Actinopteri; Perciformes; Anoplopomatidae. The transcript is spliced from 5 exons. Bases 108 to 689 code for a protein of 193 amino acids. Gene Ontology annotation, biological process: small GTPase-mediated signal transduction; cell migration; stress fiber assembly. The record is from RefSeq and is a predicted model, not a curated record.
GACUACAAACCCUGUCUGCGCGCUCCCGUGAGGCGGCUCAUUGCAGCGGACGCAGAGGACGCAGAGGACGCAGCACCGACAGCACCGACAGACGACAGACCGCAGGGAUGGCAGCCAUCCGUAAGAAGCUGGUGAUAGUGGGGGAUGGAGCUUGUGGCAAGACCUGCCUUCUGAUCGUCUUCAGCAAGGACCAGUUCCCUGAAGUCUACGUCCCCACUGUGUUCGAGAACUACGUAGCCGACAUAGAGGUGGAUGGCAAACAGGUGGAGUUGGCGCUCUGGGAUACUGCGGGUCAAGAGGACUAUGACAGACUGAGACCUCUCUCCUAUCCAGACACCGACGUCAUCCUCAUGUGCUUCUCCAUAGACAGCCCUGACAGCUUGGAAAACAUUCCAGAGAAGUGGACCCCAGAGGUUAAACACUUCUGUCCCAACGUUCCCAUUAUCCUGGUUGGAAACAAGAAAGACCUGCGCAAUGAUGAGCACACACGCCGAGAGCUGGCCAAGAUGAAGCAGGAGCCGGUGAAGGCAGAGGAGGGCCGGGACAUGGCCGGCAGGAUUGCGGCUUUCGGUUACAUGGAGUGCUCUGCUAAGACCAAGGACGGCGUGCGGGAGGUGUUCGAGAUGGCCACCAGGGCGGCGCUGCAGGCCCGCCGCGGGAAGAAGAGCAAUAAAUGUGUCGUGCUGUAAAGCGGCUGACAUAUUUGGACAGUUUUCACCCUGGGCUUCUGCACCCAGCGGAUAGGGCUCGAGAGGGACGGAGGGAUUACUAGAUGGGAGAGGGAGGGAGGGAGGGAGGGAGGGGAAGAAAAACGAGUGCAGUAAAUGACUACCGCUGUAAAUGACUGUUUGUUGGACUGAAUUUACCCUGGGACUUGGGCUGGUGGAGAGGAACGGGUGGGGGGGGGGAUGACUACCGCUGUAAAGCAUUGGGCUUUUUACUGGUUUACCAUCAAGUUGGGACCUUUACACCAGCUAAACGCUGGUUGAUUUUGACUUUUCAUCAAGCCACUUACACUGAUAAAGAUCUGUAGGAGAUCCUGGUCUAGCUGACCCAGUAAAAUUGAUUAAGUUGCUGGUUAAUUAUGGGAUGGUCCAGACUGUGUUCAGUAUGGACAACAACAAAAAGGUUUAUUUUCCUGCCUGGAGGACUUGACAGAUUGAUGGGUGCCAACAGAUGGCACAGUAAAUGAGUAACACUGUAGGGGGCCACAAGUGGACUAAUCCAACCUGGAAGUCGGGCUGGGUUCGGUGUGGAGUUGGACAGGUAAAGGGAUGGAAGACUGAAGCGUGGGUGGGACCAUGAUGAGACUGUAUCCACCAAACCAGGGCCAAACUGUCUGUUUUCAUAUGCUGGGCGGGGAAUUUGAACAUCCCCAAAAGAAGACAAAUCACAAGUAAACUGUUAAUCUAGUGCUGCUCAAAAUGGUGAUUAAACAGGUUUGAUAAACUUACAGUUUAAUGAGUAAAAUAAGGCAUUUUGAAAAGUUUGUCCUCUUUGUGUUUGAUCCACGAUGUUAAACGAGUGGUCAGCUGCUGUCCGGAGCUCGGGUCUUAUGUGGCGGGGAGCUGAAUGUCCAGCUCAGUGCCGUUCGGUCUCUCACUGUGAGCACAGGAUUAUCCUCAGUGACUAACACAUGGAGACCUUCUCUUACUGAACUGCAGCUUGUGCACAGUUUCACUUAAGAGAACAUUUCCCCCGACGCUGUGCAUCAUCACAUGACCUGUACUUCAAGAGGCUCUCAUCGCCGCCUGUAUUUAAAUGUUAAACAUCUUACCAUGAAGUGUUGAGGACAGAGGGAAGUUUACUUACUUCCAGAGGAGCAGCAUUGUGACUCACUCGGCAUCGGAGCUGGACACUAAAAGGACCCGCUUUGAUCAGCUGAUCAUUGACCGUUCUAUAGACCGUAUCAGUGGACGUGGCAGAUUUGAUUGUGGUCCCACUGGAUGACAAAGGUAGUUUUCUGCCCUACAUAGUACAAGCUGACUGGUCCACAUAGCUGACUGCUGGUGCUCGUCUUCCCCUGGUUUUAGACCAGGACAAAGAACAAGGAGAGGAGAGUAUUGUGUUUACAAGCACACCCACACUGAUCUCCUUAUUUGGGAUGAACGACUAUUCUUUUUUUUUUUUUUUUUUUUUUUUUGUGUGUAGGCAUGUUAAAAGGUCAAGUGUACAAUUAUCCAAAAAUAGUAAAUGUUUGAGGAAAAGAAGGUGCCUGGGAUAAAGCAUUGUAUCCGCCAUAUCUACAUGUUUCAUAGGUAAACUCUUGAUACCUACCAUCUGCUUGAAGAGUUCAACCUAAAAAGACAAACAUCACACAUGUGACCCUUUUUUUUUUUUUUUUUUUUUUUAAUCCAGAAAACUGCAUGGAAAUGACAGAAUUGUCAGGUUGGGCUGCUGGAUAGAUUUUGAUCUGCGUCACUAACUAGCAGAAUGAUAAUUAACCACCUGCUGUGUGUCAUUUUCAUUUUGGGGUAUUUUUUUAAAGGUCUUUCCGAUUCCUUAAAUUGCAAAGGUGGCCCGUCAUAUUUGGGAUUUAUCAGCAACCAGCCGGCCCUGACUCUUCUGUGUGUUUCACUGGCAGAUGCCGGCUCUCUUUACAGUGUUGAACCCUCCUGUUCUUCUUCCUGGCCUCCAGGGAGGAGCCUGUUCCAGAAACCUGGUCUUGUGUUGUUGUUUUUAUAUUUUAUUUCCUGCUUUAAAAAAAAAAAAAAAAAAAGUCAUAAAUAUGUUGUCUAUCAGUAUUUAAAAUAGGAGAGGGAAGACUAUGGGACUGCUUAUGUGUCGUCGCUUUAGUUAAUUCUUCUUUUGUGCUUUACCUGAAUCUUUCUGGUGAUUUGCGGUUGGUUGUGAGGACCCGUCAAUCAUCCCUGCCAAAUGCUGUUGUUGGCAGUCAGGAGAAAGGCUGGCCUCUCGGCUGCCUGUCUGGAGCAUCGCCGGCUCUUCUUGUUAUGAACACAAACUUGGCUGAAAAGACAAAAGGAAAAAAAUAAUAAGUCUCCUUAUUAUGUACAAAUCAUUUUUAUUUCUACUUUUAUUGUACUUUUAAAUCCUAAUUUUUUUUGGAUGCUGAAACCGUGAUGUAAACAAAAGGAACAGGAAAACCAAGCUGUAUGCAAAGUCUGUAAAUAUAAAAUGUGGGUUUGUUCAUACUAGACUACACACGCACAGGACUGGAAAAUGUAUUUGUAAACUAGCUUUGGUUUGUGUAAUAAAUUACUUUCUAUAACA